Daldinia loculata is the source of this 1683-nucleotide messenger RNA. Its product is annotated as glycoside hydrolase family 16 protein. The transcript is spliced from 3 exons. Gene Ontology annotation, biological process: carbohydrate metabolic process. Lineage: Eukaryota; Fungi; Ascomycota; Sordariomycetes; Xylariales; Hypoxylaceae. The record is from RefSeq and is a predicted model, not a curated record. The coding region runs from base 333 to 1187 and encodes 284 amino acids. Gene Ontology annotation, molecular function: hydrolase activity, hydrolyzing O-glycosyl compounds.
CUCUACCUCCUAUCCGUGCUCUGGUGAUGAUACCAUGGGCGCUCGAGACCCUGGUCACCUUCCCUUUCCAAGCUCACGAGAACUUCAGUUCUUCACGCAGGUUGGCGCUAGACCUCUCAUUCUUUGACUCGGCUUGCAUAUAUAUAACAGGAUAUCUACCUUCAUCUAGCCAUGUAGGACGAUCAUCACCCUAAGUAUACCGCAGUCUAUACAGCUGGUCUAUGACUUACACUCAUUCUUACCAAUUUCAGUUCUACUACAAGUGUACAUAUUCCUACAACAUCAUUAGAUCUACUUUACUUAUAUAAGGUGAUCGUUACCUCAACAACAACAUGUUCGUGAAAGUACUUACUUCCGUGCUGGCCUUAACGGCAUCAACCGUAUCGGCCGAGGGCGCACCCGGUUACGCAGGCUUUGGACUGGUCUGGGCAGAGACCUUCGAUGGUGCGGCCGGGUCUGCAGUCAACAGCAACAACUGGAACAUCAUCACGGGCCUCAAGGUCAACAACGAAUGGCAGACCUACACGACAUCCUCACAGAACCUCCAACUUAGCGGUGGUGCCACCGUACAGAUCGUGCCGCGCAAGGACAGCAGUGGCCAAUGGACUUCGGCACGUAUCGAGUCCAAGUAUACAUUCACGCCGCCAGCAGGCACGCAGACGAUGGCCGAGGCGAAACUACGAUUCGGCGACAACGACAUCGCGAACAAGCAGGGCAUCUGGCCCGCGUUCUGGCUCCUGGGUAACUCGAUCAAUAAUGGGGUAGGGUGGCCGACGUGCGGCGAGCUGGACGUUAUGGAAACGGUCAACGGACAGCUGACGGGCCACGGCACGGUCCACUGCGACGUGUACCCCGGCGGUGUAUGCAACGAGCCCAACGGCAUCGCCGGUACCAUCUCCAUCCCCGACCAGAGCUGGCACAACUGGCGUAUCGUAUGGGACCGUCGCGCUAGUAGUUGGACCGGCGAGACGAUUACAUGGUACAUGGACGGCCAGCAAUUCCAUCAGAUCUCCGGCUCUAGCAUCAACAACCAGGGCGUCUGGAACUCGCUUUCCAACUCGGCCAUGUUCUUCAUUCUCAACGUCGCUGUCGGCGGUGACUGGCCCGGCGCGCCCAACAGCGCCACCCUGGACGGGUACGGCAGCAUGAUGGAGGUUGCGUACGUCGCGCAUUACAUCGCGACUUAAUAAAUUAUAAAUUGAUAAACAUCGAAUCGGAAGGGUAACAGGGGACGGGGACGGGGCUGGGGCUGAAGGAGUUUGGGUUGAGAACUUGGGUCGGGUGGGAAUAUUCUUUGCAUUCUUCGUCCUUCGCUCCUGAACAUGUUUGAACUUUUUGCAUAUGCGAACAUUCGCUUCUUGUAUAUACUUGCGGAGGAUUUGUAUAUACUUACAUGCCUCUUUAUCUAUUUUUACCAAUCGAGAACAGUUCACAUGCGAGCUUCGAUAUUAUUGCGUGUAAAGAACCAACCCAUCCCCCCUAAGUCAUAUGGGAGUUAAUUAUGAGCACACACAUGACAAGGAUAAUAAGUUAAAUUAACUCGUAACUCUCAAUGCGCUAUACUCUCACUAUUUCCGUAUUACGUUUUGACUGAUUUUACUCUAUACCCACCACGUAGCUCAGCAAACCCCUGAAACCUAUCGAGAAACGUUAUAAAUACAUGAGGAAGUUAGUAACCACCAG